CAAUAAUCCGAUUUUUUGCCUUUGUGAACUGGAAUUUUGCACGUGUUUAGAGAAUGACGAAGACGCUUCAAAACUCAAUCAAUACCAAAGAGGAGCGGAUCAUUCACUUGAAUCUUGAAAAUAAGGUCCUGAAGUCGUUGAACGAUCAGCUCAAAGAACGCAACAUCAAACUGAAGGAGGACAGUUGCACGCAGCUUCGGAUCAUAACCGAUCAGUCCCGUCUGGUGCAGGAAAUGAGCGACAUAAUCGCCACCAAGACCGUCUUCCAGCACGGAUCGAGCGGGCAAAUUUCCAAAUUCAAACGCGAGCGCUCGAAACUUCUCUCGGAAAUUGAGCAGCUCAAGGUGCAGGCCGCUUCCGCCAAGAGCCGCAUCCGGCCCAGAAGCAUGCCGGCGCCGCCACUUCCAAUGGCGCUCCAGUUCAGCCGGCAGCGACUCUGUCUGGAAGUGUUUCCCACCCACCGUCUAACCCAAGAGGAAUGCUCGUGGACGGGAUCGACGGCUCGAAGACACACUUCCAGUCCGAUCAAGCCGAAAGCCGUUGUCGUUGGGUCGGGGCAGAAAAAGUCCGGCUCGGAAACGCAGAUUGCGCUGAUCCGGCAGCAGGAGACGAGUUCCGGUGGCAGUAAAAGGGACGCGAAAGAAUGGCCCCUUUCGGGCAGAGCCAGCAAGAGUCAGUACUUUGACAAAAUUAAGGGGUUCUUUGCCGACAUCAAGAAAAUUAAAUGAAGCAUUUUUUUGAAAAUUCAAAGUUUUAAUUACAUGAAAUGUUGCAAGAAAAAUGUUUAUUAAAAAUGCAAAACCCGUUUCAAGCUUAUUCUUUACAUUUUACCUAAAGAAAUACAUAUUUUAAGGGCAUCUCCACCGAGGUUCAAUUUGGAAGCGUUCCAACACUACGCUAGGCAAAACCACAGAGAACAGAUCUCGAGUGAGUUUUCAAAAAGCCGUAAGAGCCACUGUGACCUCUUACACUAAUUUUCGUUUUUCUCGAAAAUGAGACAAAAUUCCAUUUAUUUUUAGUUUGGGGCACUUGAAGGACGUGUAGAUGAGCAAUCUCAAGCGUUUUUGAUAUUAAUUUUUCAUAAGUAGGUUGAAUACCGAUGUAAAAAGGACUUUGUUUACCAAUGGCUCUUACGGCUUUUUGAAAACUAAUCCGAGAGA
Molecule: messenger RNA, 1160 nt
Organism: Culex quinquefasciatus (southern house mosquito)
Lineage: Eukaryota; Metazoa; Arthropoda; Insecta; Diptera; Culicidae
Exons: 3
Coding region: 54-728 (224 amino acids)
Source: RefSeq, a predicted model, not a curated record